This is a messenger RNA of Quercus lobata, 1356 nucleotides long. RefSeq lists its product as uncharacterized. The transcript has a single exon. The record is from RefSeq and is a predicted model, not a curated record. The coding region runs from base 1 to 1356 and encodes 451 amino acids. Gene Ontology annotation, molecular function: protein binding. Lineage: Eukaryota; Viridiplantae; Streptophyta; Magnoliopsida; Fagales; Fagaceae.
AUGGAUUCUUCCAUAGAUUCUCAUUCUCUGUUGCAGCCAUCAUGCGAAGUCAAACGCAAACGCUCAAUCACUACUAUGAACGAUCUACCCGAUGGUGUAUUGAUGGAAAUUCUGGUUCUUCUGUCGUUACCAUCUGUGGUGUUACGUUGCAAGUGGGUAUCAAAACGCUGGUUUUCUCUAAUCUCCACUCCUCAUUUUGCUCGACGCUUUGUUACACAACACCCACAUGUACACCACCCCUUAAGCCUGAUCUUCUACUACCCUGAUUGCUGCUCAAACCGACGUCUCCUCGUAACAACUAAUUCUGAGACUGAGACUGAAUCUGAAUUGGAAUUAAAACCUCUGGCUGCUUAUCUACACAAUAUAUGUGAUCCUAAUACUAGUUCGCUUCGAGCUUCUUGUAAUGACUUGCUGUUAUGGUGCGACAGAGCUGAACAAGUGGUGCAGCAUUGUCCUCCAAUCACCAUGGUCUUUUACUCUAUCAUCAAUCCAUUCACUAGGCAAUGUCUCGAACUCCCUCCGCGUCUAGUUCCUCAUCUUCAUAGUCGUUCAUUGGGCCUACGGGUUGGGAUCAUCUGCAGCUAUGACUACAAUAAUGAUAACCAACUCAGUUCUAGUUUCAGGGUAGUGCUCAUUCCUUGGUCAAGAACCAAGUUUACCACACAAUUUAAUGUACACAUUUUCUCUUCCGACACCGGAGAAUGGAGUGACUCUGUGGUUUUGUGUCCUCCCAACCUGGACGGAUUUAAAUUGUCUCUCACCCCUUUACCCACUAUCCCUUAUAAAGGUUUUCUUUUUUGGUCCAUUGAUGGUGCCCGUCUUUUCGGGUUUGAUCCUUACAACAGCACAUGUUGCUGUGUGAUUGAGAAGCCUGUACAAUUGGAGCAAUUCCAAGAAAUUGAUUGCCUUGGACUGUGUCGCGGCUGCCUGAGGAUAUCUCAGGUCUCAAAGUACCCUUAUCGUAAUGAGCAUCCCUGUUUACGCGUUUGGGAACUCAUAGACUUUGACAAAGAUGGUAAUAAUAAUGGAGGCGGAGCAGGAGGCAAAUGGUGUUUGAAGCACGAGCUGUAUUUCAACCAAAUGGUUUCAGAAAAAUCUCCCUGGCUCGCACAAUAUCUAACCCGGAUUUUUCCUUUAGUCUCAGUGCUAGCUUUUCAUCCCAAUGAUGCGGAUAUCAUGUAUUUAACGAUUCAAUCGAAGGUUGUCUUAUGCAACUUGCAGAGCAGAACCCUGGAAGUCUUUUGUCAUGUUCCUCAGAGCGGCCUUGGUCAUCAUUUUAUUCACCAUGCCUUAACCUUUGUGCUACCAUCUUGGCCAACUCCCCUCCCUUUUACAGAAACAGGAUGGCAUUGCUGA